Messenger RNA from Mucor velutinosus, 1476 nucleotides. RefSeq lists its product as uncharacterized. The transcript has 2 exons. Gene Ontology annotation, molecular function: carbohydrate:proton symporter activity. Lineage: Eukaryota; Fungi; Mucoromycota; Mucoromycetes; Mucorales; Mucoraceae. The coding region runs from base 1 to 1476 and encodes 491 amino acids. Gene Ontology annotation, cellular component: membrane. Gene Ontology annotation, biological process: carbohydrate transport; transmembrane transport. The record is from RefSeq and is a predicted model, not a curated record.
AUGGCUGACAAGAAUAUCAAGGAUGUCAUAUCUGAUUAUGACAAUGAAUCUGUAGCUACAAGACAAGCUAUACAUCGGGGCGGGCGCAAGUCCAUCUACAUGGCUGGUGUAAUUGCUGCUGGUGGCGGUUUUGUGGUUGGUUUCGAUACAGGCGCUGUCUCGGGUACAAUGGUCUUGCAGCCAUUCAAGGACAAGUUUCUCAAUGUCGAUGCUACCUAUCGCUCUGCUCUUUUGGUGGCCAUGAUGCUUCUGACAGCCACUAUUGGUGGUUUGGCUUCAGGCAAUGUUUGCGAUUACAUUGGCCGUAAAAACACAAUCCUUCUCGGUACCGGUGUGUUUGGCAUUGGGGCUCUUUUUGAGACCAUUGGCUAUAACUUUGGUUUGCUCAUGGCGGGUCGUCUCUUUGUGGGUCUUGGUGAAGGUUUCCUGACAAAUGCCAUCCCACUCUACCACACUGAAAUUGCUCCUCCCGAUAUCCGUGGCCGAUUGAUCACCUUAUUCAGUGCCAUGUCGUCUGUGGGCACAAUUGUGGGCUAUUUUGUCAAUUUUGGCACUUCCUACCUCAGCAAUGACUGGGCAUGGCGAACUCCCUUCUUGGUUCAAUUGAUUGUGUGUGUCUUUCUGUUCUCUGCUUACUUCUUGCCUUAUUCUCCUCGCUGGCUUAUUGACAAGGGUCGCAAAGAAGAGGCAUUGCUGGUGCUUGCCAAGCUCCAUGAAUCUACUGUGGAAGAUCCCGAAGUGCGCAACGAAUAUCAAUGCAUUUGUGAAGAAAUCGAAGUGGAACGCUCCUUUGGUAACCGUACCUAUGUCGAAUGCUUCCGUGGCACAAAUCUGAAACGCACUCUGUUUGCUCUGUUCACUGGUAAUGGUGCUGCUUUCACGGGCACUUACUCCAUCACGUAUUAUGCGCCUUCCAUCUUCCAGCAAGCUGGCGUAGGAAGCACUUCCAUCUCUUUGGCUACCAGUGGUGCUAGCAACAUUCUGGUUUUGGUUGUCACCUUGCUGACAGUCUUGUUCAUUGAUCGUUUGGGUCGUCGUGGUAUCUUUGCGUCUGGUGCUCUCAUCAUGGGUCUUUCCAUGUACAUUGUGGGUGGUUUGUUCCAAGGCUACAAUAUCAUUGACGAAGAGGGCAGUGUUGGCCUCUCCAACAAGCAUGCUCAAGCCUGUGUCAUUGCCUUUGUCUUCAUUUUCCAAGCUGCUUAUGCUUAUAGUUGGGGUCCUGUUGCCUACAUUUAUCCUGCUGAAAUCUCCAAUAUGCGUACGCGUGCCAAGGUCAUUGCGCUUGCCUACGGGUUGAACUGGGCCAUUGGUAUCUUUAUGACAUUUGUGAUGCCCAUCUUUAUGGAUAAUACCAUCUAUGGCGGCUACUACUUUUUCGCGGCAUGCUGUAGUGUGCUCUUCAUCGGCAGUUUCUGGCUUCCAGAGACCAAAGGAAAGACGCUGGAAGAGAUUGAUCGCAUUUUCAAUCCUCUUUGA